AAUUAAUCAAGUGUGAAUGAUGUGUCCUGCGUCACGGGGUAAAAUGCCUACAAUUGUCUUUAGCGUUGCAUAUACACGUUUAGUAAGGAAAGCCUCUGUUGGCUGUAAAGAGACAAGCAGAGCACGUCUUCAAGUUCACGUUAAAAUAAAUCGACGCGUGGCCUAUUCGAAGGACGCUAAACCACCAUUAAAAAACACUGCUAUGGAUUCAAGCUUAGAAGCGUUUAUUCCCGACAUUACUAACGACAAGCCAUAGUUUUGGCCUUCAGUGGUGGACAAACUUUCUUCCAUGCCAAAUAUACUUUAACUAUAAGACACCUUUAAUCCUCAUAAUGAUGUAUCGCGCUUUUUGGGAUAAACUAUUUCUCCUUAGUGGCUAUUUAUUUACUUACAGCCAAGUGCUGGAAAACUCUACAUCAUCAGUAACAACAGUGGAGAUGACUCCCACCAUACUUACCACUAUAAACAACACACCAGCAGUGUUAAGUAAAAACACUGUUCGAAAAAAGUUCCUAGCAGCAGCAGUUCACUCUCAUUUUGCCGACUGCCCUGACUCCCACAGCCAUUUCUGCUUUCAUGGCACAUGCCGCUUUCUCAUCCUGGAGGAGACACCAGCAUGUGUGUGCCACCCAGGCUUCAUAGGUAUGCGUUGUGAGCAUGCAGACCUGCUGGCAGUGGUGGCAACAAACCAAAGGCAGCAGACAUUGGCCACUAUAUUGCUGGGCAUACUGGGGAGUGUCCUGCUUGUACUGCUUUGCACCAUAAUAAACUGUUGGUGGAAGCGGGGCAGAUGUAGGCGAGGAUCUCUGCUUUCAUGUUUGCCGGAAAAACAGAAUAGCAUGGAAAAGCCAGAGAUGUCGUGCUGUCAUUUAGAGACAGUGGUUUAAAAUAGUUCUACUGUACUAAUCUUGGUUGCACUCAUGCUCUCCAUUUUUGCCACCUGAAGUCCCAUGGAUUAUCCCUCAAAUAAUCUAGUGACUCAUGUUUGCCUGCUGAGAACCAAACCAAAUGUGGAACUCGGAACUUACUCAGUGGAAGUAAACAUCCCUAUUUAUUUUUUUUUUUUUUUAGAUUUUUUUUUUCUUGUGGAUUAUAUAAAUCUAAAAUGAUGGAAGAUGGUUUAUUUCCCAUAUACCACACAAUAUCUCAGAUAUUGCUCUCCUGGACUGGACUUUCUUACUAAUGUGUUGGACUAGAUUAAAGGAGUGAAGAUGCAGUCAGAGGAAAAAGCCCUGCAAUGAAGGAGUAACAGACUAGUGCUUAAGGCCUGCUCAGCUGGAUGUCAAAAGUUAGAAUGAGAUUCAGAAAUUUGAAAAGAUAUCUUAAUGACUUAAUGUGCUUCAGGUAUUUGGACAUUCUUUGAGACAAUAAGAACUUUUACUUUUGACCUAAAACGUUGAUAUUAAGAUAAGAGGAUGAUAAGAGGAAUGGUUUCAUUUUCAAAUCAUAAAAAACUAACAAUAUGCUGAUGGCAUGUGAAAAUGAUAGCACUUGCCAAACUUUUGGAUACACCUACUUGUAGCAAGAUUUUGUCUCAUUUUCCACAUUAGGAAUAAAAUGACAAAAUCCAGACAAUUAAAUAACAGGGAAUUGUACAGGAAACAAAACAUGUUAAACUAAUGAGAAUCUUUAAAUAUUAAUUGACAAGCUUUAUGAGAAAUCUCAAUGAGAAGUGUUGGGUUACUUUCCAAGAGUUCCCAGGUAUGCUGGGCAGUUAUUGGCUGUAGUUUGAGUUUUAAAUGAAAUUUAUUUAUUUUUUGCAUUGGAACUUAUUUCAAUCAUGUGCCUUUAGAUAUCUUUUAAGAUGAUCAGGAACAGUGUCCAAACUUUUGGUGUGUGGAAUAUAUGCGAUUAUGCAAUUUUAAAUGUAUUAUUCUAGCAGUGUCACACACAGUUUAUUGUUCAAACAAUGAAAGAAUAUUCUUAGGUAUCUUGGCUGAUGAGUAUAGCAUGAUAUAUUUAAGAAUUAACAGUCACUGGCAGGCUUCUGAGGAAAACACUUGGGUCUUGGAAUUCAGAGGGUAUUCAAUGCUUAUGUUCUUAAUUCUUAUUGCACUUCGAUAUUCUUGUUCACAGAUUGCAUUCAAUAACAUAAGUAUGCAUACUCGCCUCACUCACCCUUGAGUUGAGCUUUCUCCUGUUUCAGUACUAGAUAGUGGAGAGAUUGUUGCAAGGUUUUUCUGUAUAACUUCUAAAAUCAGAAUCACAGCACUUGUAUAGUUUCGGCAGAAAAGUACUGAAGGUUUUUGUGUGCACAAGUGUGUUUGCUCAUAUUCACUUUACACUGUUGCACUGCAGUCAUGUGAUUGACAACAAUUUCUAAUCCACACUCUUACCCUGAUAGCACUGGCUCUUUUCUAGAAAACAACAUCUGAAAUGUGCUAAACUGGCCCAGUCAUAAGUGAGGCCUGAUUUGGACUCAAAAAGUGUGUAGAUAUAAUUGUGACAAAACCACAAAAUUCACUUUACAAAUCACUAUGUACAUAUUCACCUUUAGAUAUAUAUACUAUUUAGAUAUAGUCACACACAUGCUCACACUCUACCAUGUAUAUACAUACAGACAGACAUGACAACUGAUUUAAAGCUUGUUACUGUUUAUUUCAGAAUUUUAGACUCUGAGUUUUAGAAUGUUUUAUACCUUGUUAAGCAUUGUGUAUGUUGUCUUACGGACCCUCAAGCCUUUUGUCAUUGCUCUUAUGUAAACUAGGGUACAUCCAGAUACAGGUAAAAACCCUGAUACUGUGUGGAGUUUUAUUCAGCCAUCAGCCUUUGCGAACACUAAAACUGACAAAACAAAAAGUUUAGUAAACUAUGUCCCAAAAUUAGAAACCAAUAGCAUUAUUGAGCACAUUAGUGUACUAGUAAUUGUUUAGUUAUAAGAGAAAGUUGAGUGAAUAAGACUUUAGUGGAAUGAUUGGGCAUUGAGCACUUUAUGUAAAGAACAAAAACCGAUUGCACUGGCAAAUCCUUCGAACUGAUGUGAUAAAUUAACUGGCUGCAAGCAAAUUAAUACUAAUUGUUCUUAAUUAUAUAUGACUGAGAAUUCUCUUGCAUCUCUUCUGUUCUGUGACUUGGCUAUAUUUUACAAACUUUAUUUGAUUAUCUAAAUCUAAUUAUUGGUUAACUUUGACACCAUAUUUUGUUUGCCCAGUAUUUAAACACCAAACAAAAAAAUCAAACUUGUACCUUGAGUGUUUUGAUAUAUUUGGAAUUGUUUUGUGGUGAAAAGGUGUCUGUAUACAUCAGGUUUUUUUCUGUGAAUUUCUUGUUUUGUCUUGUGUUGUAAUAUCACUAUAUAAAUUUGAAUCAUGAACAUGUGUUUGAACCUAUAAAACAGAAUUAUAAAUA
Messenger RNA from Silurus meridionalis, 3348 nucleotides. RefSeq names its product transforming growth factor, alpha (gene tgfa). The transcript is spliced from 6 exons. The record is from RefSeq and is a predicted model, not a curated record. Bases 333 to 887 code for a protein of 184 amino acids. Gene Ontology annotation, biological process: positive regulation of cell population proliferation; positive regulation of mitotic nuclear division; epidermal growth factor receptor signaling pathway. NCBI's taxonomy places the organism in Eukaryota, Metazoa, Chordata, Actinopteri, Siluriformes, Siluridae.